CAGUAAUCGCCCGGCAUUUUCAACUUCCAGUCAUUCUCGUUGUGAAACAACAUGGGCGACGUUGACGAAGACUGUUUGUUCGCUAGAAAGGUCGUCACUGACCUGCAGACUUGUGAUAGAGGUGACGAAAAACGCGUUUGUGACGUGAAACAUCAAGAGGAAUUUUGUCUCCAUCCAGUAUCCGUAUCUCCUAUCACACGCCCACAUUCACUGUUUAAGCGUCGCAUCACACUCUUUCCCAACCAAGAUCAAACAGACGUCGGCUCGUUUGCUCUACACACAUUCUACCAACAGCUCAAGCAGUUCUGCCAGCUAGACAGCAGCACAGCCAACAAUUUUCUCUUGGCGGCUUGUGGAGGCACCGCUUUGUCCGAUGACACACCGACUAUUAACACUCAUCGAUUGCAAGCCUUAAUUGAAGGAGGUGGCUACGAGUCCAUACAGUACCAACUCUAUUUGACUGAGAUGAGACGUAUCAGCGCAGACAUACCGACCAACCAUCUUGUCAUAAAUGGUUUAUAUCAACUAACGAGGAGUUUAACGAGGAGCAAUCAGGGUGUUGUGUAUGGGAAUGAGAGCAUCGAGACUAUCGACGUACGUCAGGCUGUGAAGUUGCACACGACCGAGAGAUCAAUCCUUAUUCGUUUCUGGUCGCAACCAAAUCGAUCAGAAGAGACGGGCAUUUUUGAUGCAAUCGGCUCCUCGUUUGUUGAGUAUAUUUACACCGUGUUUGGAAGCAAGGGAGUCAAAGAGCUCGUGUCUGUUGCCGCCCAGAGUUUGGAUAAUCCUGAGGACUUUGUGUUUAGAGGUCACACGAUGUCCGAGUUGGAAUGCAAGUGGAGAGAAUACGUCGAGAUGUCGGUUAGUUGUCACUCUCGGAUGUCGAUCUUGCAAUUCGUUGCGUGUCUGUUUGCACACUAUGUCAAGCAGCAUGCGAUUCAUGUCAUCUUCAUGUUGCUGUUGAGUUGCGCCGACGUGGCUGCCUCGCUCGGCACGUCGCUCUUGAUUGGUCGAUUGUUCGACGUCGUCGUUGAAUCGAAUCGCAGCACGUUGGCUCUCAUCAAUCCUGCGUAUCAACUUGUGAUAGUUUGGUGCAGUCAGAUGGCAAUCGCUUUGAUACACGUGAUGCUAUCAGUACGGCUUGCGGUUCACGUUUCGUGCAAACUUCGGGAGCAGUUGUUUUCUAGAAUGCAUCGCGUUCGUCCUCAGUUUUUUCUUGACAACAGCAGCGCCUCCAUUAUUUCCUGCUUUUCGAAUGACAUUGAGAGCAUCGAGAUUGCUAUUGCCAUCACGUUCACUCUCUGUCUGCAGGCAGUUCUUCUCGUUGUCACGAGUUUAGGCUUUCUGUUGUUGAUAGAAUGGAGACUGACGCUUGGCUUGAUUGUCGUUGUAUUGCUUUUUCAGAUUGUAAUCAACGUGAUGGCAAGAAAGGCAAGUGACUAUCAGUUCAAUAAGGGAGAGUGUCUUAGUAGACUGCUCAGUAUGAUGAAGGACAACAUUGAUGGUUAUCGAGUUAAUGCAGUUUAUCACUUGGAAUCGUAUUGGAAUCGUGCAUUUUGCAAGCUUGUAGAGACCAAGUAUGUGAAUCAGGUGGUGAGAGGCUUUCGGUUCACAUUGAGUCUUCAGAUGAUUAGCAUGCUUCAUCCUCAGAUUACUGCCAUUUUCUAUCUGAUAGCCGCUGCUCUCCUCAUCAAACUGGAUCUCUUCACGUAUUCUGAGAUGCUCGUGAUGUACACGGUGGCUGCUUUUACUGCUUCAGGUGUCACUGUUUUGGGACGGUCAAUCAGUCAGCUGACAAGAGCAGCAGCAGGGAUGGCACGAGUACAAACACUUUUAGACGACAGAAGUGCACACGGAUACAAAGAAAGUACAAACAGUACAAACAGAAGAAUAAUCAAGACUUUAGAAGUGAAAGGAUGGUCUGAUAAUCCAACAGUUGAGCUUAGGAAUGUGUCCUUCUGUUAUGAGACUCACAGCACCUUGUGGAAUGUGUACAAUGUCUCUCUCAAAAUUCCGUUUGGUCAGUCUGUUGCAUUGGUGGGUGGAAGUGGAGCAGGUAAGAGCACCAUACUGAGUCUCAUUGUAAACAUGUACUCGCCAACGGAGGGAGACGUGCUAAUUGACGGUCAAAACGUACAAAAUAUUUGCCCCGAAGAUCUGCCUUUUGGUGUAACUUUGCAACAGAACUACCUCUUCAAUAUGACAGUCGGUGAGAACAUUCGGUUAGGAAGAUUAGAUGCUAGUGGUCGGGAUAUUGAGAAUGCAGCUAAGGCUGCUGCUAUUCAUCGAUUUAUUAUGCAACUUCCUCUGCAGUACGACACACUGAUUGGUGAAGAGGGAGUGGCACUGAGUGGUGGACAGCAGCAACGAAUAGCAAUUGCUAGGAUGCUUGUACGUCGGCCGAAAAUCCUUCUUUUAGAUGACGUUACUUCGGCCCUUGAUGCGCUAUCUGAACAAAGAGUAUUUGCAACAAUCAGAAAGCUUUUUCAUUGUCACACGGUCAUCUACGUGACACACAAAUUGAGCCUCGCACAACCGGCUGAAUGUAUUGUUUUUAUGUCUCAUGGCAAAGUGAAAGAGAUAGGAAAUCAUUGCGAUCUGAUGGAGAAACAGGGUGCUUACUAUCAUCUGUGGAAUGAGCAGCAGCACAUGCAGAAUCACAGCACGCACGUCAAAGGUUUUGAGAGAGACGGGAAUACAGCAGAGAAGUCACAUAUGAGCAGCUCUAUGUUGACAUCAUCAACUGGUUUGUCUGGUUCGGGUAAUCCUCUAAGGCAUACUGGAUCGGUAGAUGACAUAGGAACUCCGCAGAUUAUUGAAUUUCUCAUUGACCAUUCUGAAGCUAAUGAUCCGUACCUUCCUUCAUCUGAAGUUAGAGAAUCUUGUAGACCUUCUUGGCGAACCUCUUUACCAUUCGACUUUCUUCGUUGUAACAAAACAUCCCAAUCUUUAGACUUAUCAAACCCUCACUCAGUUGGAUGCAGCAACCAUCAAGACACGAUUCAGCGAACUGGAUCAGAGUCAGCUGUAGGUGUCACUCUCUCACAUAUGCAAAGUGAUCAAUAUUCAAGUACAAUGGCUACAGAAGAGAAAGACUCUACGCUUGACUGUCAGCAACAUAACGAACAUGCAAGUGAAGCCUCAGAUGUGUCUGAAUGAUGAAGAGAAAUCUGACACAUGAAGUGUAAUGAAGUAGUAAACUAUAACAAAGACGUAAGAUGAAGUAAACAUUGUUACUUGUUUACACUUUAGAAAUUAAUUAUUGUGCAAUAGAUAAUUAAUAUCUUGAAAUGUUGAGCUGUUGUUGUUAAUAUUAAACAUAAAAACAA
This is a messenger RNA of Corticium candelabrum, 3329 nucleotides long. RefSeq names its product putative multidrug export ATP-binding/permease protein YgaD. The transcript has 3 exons. Gene Ontology annotation, cellular component: membrane. The record is from RefSeq and is a predicted model, not a curated record. Bases 52 to 3159 code for a protein of 1035 amino acids. NCBI's taxonomy places the organism in Eukaryota, Metazoa, Porifera, Homoscleromorpha, Homosclerophorida, Plakinidae. Gene Ontology annotation, biological process: transmembrane transport. Gene Ontology annotation, molecular function: ATP hydrolysis activity; ATPase-coupled lipid transmembrane transporter activity; ATP binding.